GCCCCCGCGGCCGCUCCGCCCGCGCCCCGCGGGCACCGGACGCCUCGGCGGGGAGCGCGCAGCAGAAUCCAGUGUGGUUCCUAUGAAGGAAAGCCAUCAGUGGUGAUGCUCCAGGACAGCUCUCACGUGAGGGUCCUCCACAGGAAGGGCAGCUCUGCACUCUGAUGGGUGAGGACACCAGCUUGGUGACAGGAGCUCCCAAGAGCGGGCAGGAUGAGUUACAGCUCACCCUCUGUGCACGACUUGUAUCACAGCACCCCCACCACAGCCAGGCCAGACCCAGGGACAGCUCUGGAUGUGACUGUGCCAGAAACAGCCACCAUAAGCCCUGAGACUACCAGCUUCAACAGCACCAAAAUCCCAGAUGUGGCCAGCACUGGAGCCGGCAUGAGCACGAUGCUGCUGUCCUUUGGGAUCAUUACUGUGAUUGGGUUGGCUGUUGCUAUGGUUCUGUAUAUCAGGAAGAGGAAGAGGUUGGAGAAGCUACGGCACCAGCUGAUGCCCAUGUACAACUUUGAUCCCACUGAGGAACAGGAUGAACUGGAGCAGGAGCUGUUGGAACAUGGGCGAGAUGCAGCAUCUUCCCAGGCAUCACAGAGCAAGGUGCUGCUGGCCGGCCAGGGAGCCGUGCAGAGACCCAGCCGCCUCGUGUUCACCGACGUGGCCAACGCCAUCCACGCGUGACAGCACCUGCCCCGCGCCGAGGA
Messenger RNA from Chiroxiphia lanceolata (lance-tailed manakin), 707 nucleotides. It is a transcript of the gene C11H3orf18, whose product is annotated as chromosome 11 C3orf18 homolog. The transcript has 5 exons. The record is from RefSeq and is a predicted model, not a curated record. Bases 214 to 684 code for a protein of 156 amino acids. Lineage: Eukaryota; Metazoa; Chordata; Aves; Passeriformes; Pipridae.